CGCCUUCAAACCUUUCUAGAUCGGGUAAAAAAGAGACGGGAGAGAGAAGGAAGGAACAGACAUAACGUGAUCUGAGAAACAGUGAGUGGUAAACAGAUAGAACAAACAGUGACAUCAUCAUAACAGUGACUCCCCCUACACACAAGACUCCUUCAAAAAAAAAUAGUGUAAGAGACAAGAGAGAGAAGGAACAGUGACGUAACGUGAGCCUAUCUUCCCCCUACGUCACAACACGCUCUAUUAUCUUAACCUUAUCGGCGUCGCGGUAUUAGUGGGGCUUAGCGUUAAUCCCUCCUCCCCCUAGCGGCACAAAACACCCUGAGCCACCACCCUCCAGCUCCAUGGCGCUCCCUGAUCCCAUGAUGGUCUUGUGCGGGGUGGAUCCAGAACGGCGCGCGAGCAAGGAGUUGGAAAAGAAAAUCUCGCUAUGGAUGAAGGAGUACAACAAGGCGAUCAAGAUCCUGCUCCUGGGAGCGGGGGAGUCCGGCAAGACCACCAUCAUUAAGCAGAUGAAGAUCCUGCACAUCAACGGCUUCUCCAAGGAAGAGAAAGAGGAGAAGAAACAGGACAUCCGCAGCAACGUUCUGGAGGGCAUCACCACCCUGACGAGGCAGCUGGAUAUCUUGGACGUGGAUCUGGGCAACCCGGAGAACCAGGACGCGAAGGACUACAUACUGGCCAUCAACACCGAGGACUUCACCUUUUCGCAGGAGUUUUACACGUACACGGAGAGGCUGUGGCGGGACUCUGGCAUACAAAAAGUGUUCAGCCUGCAGCACAAAUUCCAGCUCAUCGACUGUAUCAAAUACUUUCUGGACAAAGUGGCGGAGGUACGACGACCUGAUUACGAACCAACCGUGCAGGACAUCCUACACAGUCGCCGAAGAACCACCGACAUCCAGAAAAUCGAGUUCGAGGUUCGGGUGCCCAAGAAGUACGGAGGAGGGUCGCUGAACUUCUGGAUGUUCGAUGUGGGAGGCCAGCGAGGCGAGAGGAAGAAGUGGAUACAGGUGUUCGACGGCAUUCAGGCGGUGUUGUUCCUGGUGUCGGCGAGCUGCUUCGACCUGGUGAUUCGGGAGGACCAGGAGACCAACCGCCUGCAGGAGUCCAUCAACAUUUUCAAGAGCGUGUGGCACUCCCGGUUCCUCAAGAAUUCCGGGUUCAUCGUCUUCCUCAACAAGCAAGACAUCCUGAAGGAGAAGGUCGGGUCCGGAAAGAACAUAGGCGACCACUUCCCAGAGUACGCCGACUACAAGCUGGAAGACAAAGAUCGAGUUGAUGGCGAGGACGAAGAGUAUUUGAGGACUCGCUGCUUCAUUAGGGAGAGAUUUUUGGCCAUAUCGAGGGAGGAGGUGAAGGCCGUGGAGCGUAAGGUGACCCCGGGAGGCCCGCUAAUCCUGGACGAGGAGAGGCCACGAGAGUGCUAUUGCCACUUCACCGUCGCCACUGACACCAACAACGUGAGGAUAGUGUUCGAAGACGUGCAUAACAUGAUCAUCAAGUGGAACCUCGAGAAGAUUGGCGUCCCUGUGUCUUAGAGGGUGGAGUGAGGCGUGGCGUUAUAAGGAGAAAAGGAGGAUGAGGACUAUGGAAAAAGGUAUAUUUGAAGAGGAGGAUAAAGAGGUACCGUGGAAGAAGAGGAAGAUGAGGACAAUGCGUGAUGAGUUAAAAGGAAGAAGAAGAAAGUAAGAGUGGGAGCGAAAAGUGAUAAAUAAAAACAGGAGAAUACGAAAAGAUACCGUGGAAGAAGAGGGAGAUAAGGGCAAUGAAAAGGGAUGAAUUGGGAGAAGAGAGUAGGAAUAGGUACUGUAGAAGAGGAGGAAGAUAAGGGCAAUGAAAGGGGAUGAAUUGGAGGAGGAGAACAAGGAAAGUUACCGUAGAAGAGGGAAGUAAAAACAUCAACGGAAAGUGAUGAAAUUCAAGGGAAUAAAGAGUUACUAUGGAAGAAGAGAGGAAGAUAAGGGCAAUGAAAAGGGACGAACUGGAAGAGUAGAAUAUGAAAGGGUACCGUAGAAGAAGAGGAAGAUAAAGAUAACAAUGAAAAGAGAUGAAAUAAGAAAGAAGAAUAGGGAAAGGGAAGUUAAGGAAGAUAAGGACAAUGAAAAAGAAUAAAUUAGAAGAUAAGAGAGAGAGAAAAAAAGAAUGUAAAUGGUUGAAUCUUAAGAGGGGAAUAUGAAAAGGAAAUUAUAA
Messenger RNA from Eriocheir sinensis (Chinese mitten crab), 2190 nucleotides. RefSeq names its product guanine nucleotide-binding protein G(s) subunit alpha-like. The transcript is spliced from 10 exons. Gene Ontology annotation, biological process: adenylate cyclase-modulating G protein-coupled receptor signaling pathway. Bases 342 to 1538 code for a protein of 398 amino acids. NCBI's taxonomy places the organism in Eukaryota, Metazoa, Arthropoda, Malacostraca, Decapoda, Varunidae. Gene Ontology annotation, cellular component: heterotrimeric G-protein complex. Gene Ontology annotation, molecular function: GTPase activity; G protein-coupled receptor binding; G-protein beta/gamma-subunit complex binding. The record is from RefSeq and is a predicted model, not a curated record.